GCCGCUGCGCUGAUCGGCCAUCUUGGAUAAUUCCUUGUUUCUGCUUUCCCGGCUUCCUUGCUAACUCAUGAGUACGGAGGUGCUCCUUCUCAUAAGGGAGAUAUUACAGCGAGAUUCCUUAUUUAAAGAAUACUUAUUUGUCAGUAACAUCGCCGUUCAGUGAUGCCGGGACUCAGCUGUAGGUUUUACCAGCACCGUUUCCCGGAGGUGGAGGAUGUGGUGAUGGUGAACGUGCGCUCCAUCGCUGAGAUGGGCGCUUACGUCAGCCUGCUGGAGUACAACAACAUCGAGGGAAUGAUCCUGCUGAGCGAGCUCUCGCGUCGUCGCAUCCGCUCCAUCAACAAACUCAUCCGCAUCGGACGCAACGAGUGUGUCGUGGUUAUCCGAGUGGACAAAGAGAAAGGAUAUAUCGACUUGUCAAAGAGAAGAGUCUCUCCAGAGGAGGCCAUUAAGUGUGAGGACAAGUUUACCAAAUCCAAGACUGUGUACAGUAUUCUGAGGCAUGUGGCGGAGGUGUUGGAGUACACCAAGGACGAGCAGCUGGAGAGUCUCUACCAGCGCACUGCCUGGGUCUUCGAUGAGAAAUACAAGAAGCCGGGAUACGGCGCUUAUGAUGUGUUCAAACAGGCCGUGUCUGAUCCCUCCAUCCUGGAUGGGUUAGACCUGACAGAAGAGGAGAGGAACGUACUCAUUGAUAACAUCAACAGGAGGCUCACACCACAGGCUGUCAAAAUCAGAGCAGAUAUCGAGGUUGCGUGUUAUGGGUAUGAGGGCAUUGACGCUGUUAAAGAAGCGCUGAGGGCUGGAUUGAGCUGCUCCACAGACUCCAUGCCAAUCAAGAUAAACCUAAUCGCUCCCCCACGGUACGUGAUGACCACCACCACUCUGGAACGGACCGAAGGGCUCUCCAUGCUCAACCAGGCCAUGGCUGUCAUCAAGGAGAAGAUUGAGGAGAAGCGAGGCGUCUUCAACGUCCAGAUGGAGCCCAAAGUGGUGACCGAUACAGAUGAGACGGAGCUACAGAGACAGCUGGAACGUUUGGAGAGAGAGAAUGCCGAAGUGGACGGAGACGAUGAUGCGGAGGAGAUAGAGGCUAAAGCUGAAGAACAAGUCCUCGGUGUGUAAAAGAGGAUUAGAGGAGGUGAAGUUUAACCAGCAGCAGGCAGACCCUCAUGGAGAAGAUACAGAGAUAUUCAAAGUAUGAACUGUUUUUGUAUCCUAGCAAGUGGAGUGGUUAAAGAACAGAUGUAAAAGGAAAAAAAAAAUGUAAAAUUAAAAUUUAUACAC
This is a messenger RNA of Hemibagrus wyckioides, 1287 nucleotides long. RefSeq names its product eukaryotic translation initiation factor 2, subunit 1 alpha b (gene eif2s1b). Gene Ontology annotation, molecular function: translation initiation factor activity; RNA binding; ribosome binding. Bases 163 to 1125 code for a protein of 320 amino acids. The record is from RefSeq and is a predicted model, not a curated record. Lineage: Eukaryota; Metazoa; Chordata; Actinopteri; Siluriformes; Bagridae. Gene Ontology annotation, cellular component: eukaryotic translation initiation factor 2 complex; multi-eIF complex; eukaryotic 48S preinitiation complex. The transcript has 8 exons.